AUGGUGGCGGUAGUAGAUACAUCAUAUUAUGACGCUCUCGGCGUCCAGCCAACGGCUACCGAGCUUGAGAUCAAGAAGGCGUAUCGCAAACUUGCUAUCGUCCAUCAUCCAGACAAGAACCCAAACGAUCCAACUGCCCACGAGAAGUUUCAGACCAUCGGCGAAGCUUACCAGGUGCUCUCGGACCCCGACCUAAGGAAAGCAUACGAUAAAUAUGGAAAAGACAGUGCUAAGCCCACCGAGGGCUUCGUUGACCCCGCUGAGUUCUUUAGUAGUAUUUUUGGCGGCGACGCCUUCGUCGACUGGAUUGGCGAGAUUAGUCUUAUGAAGGAUCUCACUACUACUAUGGAUAUUACUAUGGCAGGCGAGGAGGAAGGAGAGGAGGCAGAAUUCCCUGGUACUGAGGAAGCCAUACGCGAGAGCGUAAAAACAACUACUACCGAUGCUACCGGUACUGCUAGUGCGCCAGCGCCUGCUGUCGUCGUCGAAGAAGAACCUGAAAAGCCAGCUGCCGAAGCACAUCACGACGUUUCUGCGGAUAAGCCAUCGGUACCCUCACGCGGGGCUUCUCCAAGCCCUACUACUUCUGGUUUAGCGACACCCCUUUCUGGCACAUCGACACCCUCGAGACAUGCGAUUCCCAUCCGGCCCGCGCUCAUGGACCGCCCGUCGGAUGAUACACAGUUGACAGGACAGACAGAAGAGGAGAGAGAACUACGCAAGAAAGAAAAAAAGAAGGGAUUAUCUAAAGAGCAACGGGACCAGCUGGCCGCCUUCGAGAGGGAGCGCGCCAAAAUUCGACAAGAGCGUGUCGACACUCUCGCCUCAAAGCUUAUCGAUCGUAUAUCAGUAUGGACAGAGACAGAUAAAGGCCCUGACGUCACCAAGGCCUUCCAGGACCAGAUCCGUCUUGAGGUGGAAAAUCUCAAGAUGGAGAGUUUCGGACUCGACAUUUUACAUGCCAUUGGUGCCGUAUACAUGUCGAAAGCCACAGCACUCCUCAAGUCGCAGAAGUUCCUCGGCAUCGGGGGCUUCUUUAGCCGUAUGAAGGACAAGGGAACUCUGGUAAAGGAGACCUGGAACACUAUAUCGUCGGCCAUCGACGCUCAGCAAACCAUGGAGGAAAUGGCGCGUAUGGAGCAGGCUGGUGGCGAGGACUGGACCGACGAGAAGAAGGUCGAGUACGAGCGUAGAGUUACUGGAAAAAUCCUCACGGCCGCGUGGCGCGGUAGCAAGUUUGAAAUCCAGAGCGUGCUACGUGAGGUUUGCGACAGUGUUCUCCAUGAUAAGAAGGUACCCCUAAAUAAGCGUUUAGAGAGAGCAGAGGCGCUUGUUAUUAUUGCGGAUAUUUGUCAGAAGGCCCAGAGAACAGAGGAGGAAGGCGAGUAUAUGGCAUUCGAGCAACUGGUAGCCGAAGCAGCUAUCAAGAAGGAAAAAGAAAAGGACUCGAAGAAGAAGGGAAAAGACAAGGAUAACAAGAAGGUCGAUGCACACAAGGAAUAG
Daldinia childiae is the source of this 1503-nucleotide messenger RNA. RefSeq names its product DnaJ-like protein 1. The record is from RefSeq and is a predicted model, not a curated record. The coding region runs from base 1 to 1503 and encodes 500 amino acids. Gene Ontology annotation, biological process: protein import into peroxisome matrix. Lineage: Eukaryota; Fungi; Ascomycota; Sordariomycetes; Xylariales; Hypoxylaceae. The transcript is spliced from 3 exons. Gene Ontology annotation, cellular component: cytosol.